Messenger RNA from Rhodotorula toruloides NP11, 2070 nucleotides. RefSeq names its product protein kinase-like domain containing protein. Lineage: Eukaryota; Fungi; Basidiomycota; Microbotryomycetes; Sporidiobolales; Sporidiobolaceae. The coding region runs from base 1 to 2070 and encodes 689 amino acids. The record is from RefSeq and is a predicted model, not a curated record. The transcript has 7 exons.
AUGUCGGCCUCGUCCUCCACCUCGAGCACCGAGACGAGCGCGUCUACCAUCAUUGCAGCUGUGCAGGCCAAGCUUGCGGUGCCCUUCGUCGGCAGGCAGCUCUACGAGAUCCCUUCGGCGGCACAGCUAGCUGGCGGCAAGUCACCAGGAGCAGCGAGCAGCGGACAGACCCAGAGGGACUGGAUCCGCACGACUGAACUCGAUGGCACAAGCUGCGCUAUCCCCUUGUCCAUUGAACGCAUCGCCGCUCUCGGUCAGAGGUCGUACACAAGCGCCGCGCCCGAACCGAUCACGACCGAUGUUAUCAACCCGAAACCUCGCACUUAUGCGAACGAGGCGGCAUUGCAAGCACGUCUGGCUGUCGACCUCGACCCGGUCGCCCAUCUCCUCGCGGUCGUCACGGGCGACGAUGAUUGGACCGUCUCGCUCGACGACCACUACAACGCCGGCUUUAGUCCUCUGCCCGACCUUCCACCACCUCCGAAGAACGUUACUGCGGCGGGCGUGACGACGUAUCGCGACACUGACGGCGCCCGCUGGGACGGAGCCAUUACCGAAGAGAAGGCAAUUUCCGACGCCGAGUUGCGCGCAAGCGUAGCCUUCCUCAUCGCUCAGGGCACGCUUCCGCCGACCGUCGUUGUUGACGACAAGAUCAUGUUCUGGGACAAGCACCGGCGGGAGUGGGCCAAGCUUACGCCGGCCUUGCGACUCGCUUAUCAGAUUAACUCAAUCAUCACAUCGCGCUUCCGCCGUUCGAAAAGCCGAGGGCUCGCCAACCCCUUCGUUCCCCUCGUCGUCACGAACGGCACGCUUCUCUUCACGGUCCUCGCAACCGUCUUCACUCUCGACGGCAUCGAGUACUCUCGCCUCGGAUUCACGGAUGCUGAACAAGUCGCUGGCUUCCCGCUUCGCGACCUCAUAUUCGCUCAUAGCUUGAUGCACCAACUCGCACCUCCGAUCCUCCCGCCUCCCGAUUAUCUGCCCGAGAACAUCCUGGCAGCAACUUCGACUCCUUCCGACGUUUGCAACCUCAGCGAGGAGGCUGUCGAGGCCCUACAACGCUUGCUCGGCGAGGAGGAGCAGCAGGAUAGCCGAGGCGGAAGCGGUCAGGGCAAUAGCCGUGGAGGCGGGAGAGGCGGGAGAGGCGGUAGGGGCGGGAGAGGCGGGAGACGCGGGAGAGGCGGGAAAGGCGGAGGAGCGGGCGGACCUGGUCCGCGCGGAGGUGGCGGCGGAGGCGGAAAGAAAGGCGGUUCGACGAAGACAGGCGCCGAAAAGGGCGGUGGCGGCGAAGGCAGGAGCGCUCCCGCCGGCAAGUUUAGAGGGGGGUUUCCAGCCGAUGCGAAGGACGUUGAGAGGAUGACUUGGCUCAGGAGUGGUAAAGAAGAGCCGCAGGGUGCCGGUGAAGUUGUUCCGUCUGAAGAACCGGCAAUGCUGACCUUUCGAUUCCUCAAGCAGGACAAGCUUGACCUCCCCCCGAUCUUCAACCUUGUCGCCGCCUGGUUUGGUUCGCUCUCGCUCCCUAGGACCUUUGGAUCGACCGUCCGACCACCUCCGUUCGCGAGCGACAACGUUCCGACAGUGCUGCUGGAUCACCUUCUCGCCGAGAACAACACGAUGAUCGUCGCCAAGAGCACCGCUCUCAAUCUCGUGCUCAAGCAAGUGUGGGUCGCAGACGACCUCUUUCCGGAACUUCUCAACGAGAAAGCCUGCUUCGAGGAGCUCAACAAGGACGAGCACGUCGACGACUAUCUCGUCCAUUACGUGGGGUGCUACUCGUCGGCAUUGCGCUCGCACUACUGCCUCGCGACGGAAGCGGGCGAGCCCCUCCAGGACUGGAGGCAUCAGAAGGACGCCAUUACCCGCAUCGUCGAGCAGCUCCACCGACACGGCUACGUUCACGGCGACUUGGCUGAGCGGAACAUCGUCAAGACCCCUCGUGGACCUCGCCUCGUCGACCUGGGACGGGCGAGGAAGGCGAGUCCUGAGGAUUGCGCGCGGGAAAUGGAGCAGCUGAAGAAGGUGCUGGCUGGAGACGCGGACGAGCUUGACUACGGAUGGUUGGGCUACUAG